Molecule: messenger RNA, 2430 nt
Organism: Ilyonectria robusta
Lineage: Eukaryota; Fungi; Ascomycota; Sordariomycetes; Hypocreales; Nectriaceae
Product: armadillo-type protein
Exons: 3
Coding region: 1-2430 (809 amino acids)
Biological process (GO): post-transcriptional regulation of gene expression
Cellular component (GO): cytoplasm
Molecular function (GO): mRNA binding
Source: RefSeq, a predicted model, not a curated record
AUGACAUCCAACGACAGUCUCAAUCGAUACUCGAUGCCAGUUACCCGCUCGAGGACUGGAUUGUACGACGUUGGUCUUGACCAGACCAACACUACUCGGUUUCUGUUUGGUGACGAAGAGCCAAGUGCGUUGGGUCACGUUAGUGCCCCAGACGAGAACUUCCCAACCCUUGUUCGUCGGGACGACCAAAUUUUAUCUGCAUCUUCGGCUGCUCUGGAUCUUGCCUUGGCCCCGUCGCCGAACCCAGAAGUUUCAUCUUCGAGAGGCUGGAGCCGCGUUGUUAACCGUCAUCGACCCCAGCAGAGCCUGUCCUCGAUCAACGGAAACACAAGCCAAAUUGGCGACAUUGGUAGUCUAGGCAGUCGACCUAGCUCCGUGCGCCACUCCCUCGAUCUGAAGUACAUCUCCGAAAACGCCAACGAGACCGGUGGCUCUAUGUCGUCUCCAGGAAACCAGAACAUGGCGACCCCGCCCAAGCUUCAGAGCUCAUUCUCCGCCAACGAUGUCCCAACUGUUAAGAACCCCACGGGCUCGUCGAUGAAUGCUAACAACCAUGCCAACAACCACGCUCAGCAGCACUUUCACAACCACAACGCGAGCCUUGGUCGCAUCCCUGCUGGCGCUGUUCCCCGUGGACACACGCGCGAGAUGUCGGCUGAUAGUGUCAACACGAGCCGUGAGCAGGCCGGCGCCUUUCAGUCGAUCCAAACUGCUCUCCAGGCAAGCGCUGCACCCUUCGGUCCUACUACCACGACCGCUGCGCCCCCCACCUCAUCUAUGGUUUCGUCCCCAUCUGGCGCACCCUCCAUGAACUCCUACAACAACGGCUUCUACCAGGCCAAUGGCUACUCUUCCCCUCAGGGUGCCCCACACCCGCCUGGUGCUUUCAACGUCCCUAUGUUGGCCGCUGGCAUGCAGCAGAUGAACAUGAACGGGGCAAAUGGUGGAAACAUGUACCCUCCCCAAAACUACGCCGGAUUUGGGUCGCUUUCCUACGGUCAGGGCAACCAACCCCGUGACAGUCAAGCUCGUGUUAUUCAGCACCGUCGCCAGCUUGAUAACGAAGCCAUGUCCCGCUACCAGAACAUGCCCCUCGAGUCGUUCGCUGGUCAGAUCUAUGACCUGUGCAAGGACCAGCACGGCUGCCGCUACCUCCAGAAGAAGCUCGAGGAGCGCAACCCCGAACAGGUUCACAUGAUUUGGCUUGAGACUAACCAGCAUGUCAUCGAGCUCAUGACGGACCCAUUUGGUAAUUAUUUGUGCCAAAAGCUCCUCGAGUUCUGCAAUGACGACGAGAGAACUAUUUUGAUCCAGAACGCCUCUCAGGACAUGGUGCGCAUUGCUUUGAACCAACACGGUACUCGCGCUCUUCAGAAGAUGAUCGAGUAUGUCAGCACACCCCAGCAGGUUCACCUCAUCAUCGAGGCCCUCCGCUUCCGCGUGGUUGAGUUGAUCCAGGAUCUGAAUGGCAACCACGUCAUUCAGAAGUGCCUCAACAAGCUCACCGCCAUUGAUGCUCAGUUCAUCUUUGAUGCUGUUGGCAACAACUGCGUCGAGGUCGGCACCCACCGUCAUGGUUGCUGCGUUCUCCAGCGAUGCAUUGAUCAUGCAUCCGGCGACCAGAAACUUUGGCUGAUCCAACGCAUUACUGAACACGCCCGAAUCCUGGUUCAGGACCCCUUCGGAAACUACGUUGUCCAGUACAUCAUUGAUCUCAACGAAUCAACCUUCACUGAACCCGUUGUGGGCAUGUUCCGCGGCUGUGUCAGCCAGCUGUCUCGCCACAAGUUCAGCUCCAACGUCAUCGAAAAGUGCCUGCGUUGCUCCCAGCCGGUAUCCAGAGACAUGAUUGUGGAAGAAUUGCUGGUGCCCGCAGAGAUGGAGCGUCUUCUUCGAGACUCCUUCGCCAACUAUGUCAUUCAGACUGCUCUCGAAUAUGCCACACCUCACCAGAAGUAUCGUCUGGUUGAAUCCAUUCGCCCCAUUCUCCCGCAGAUUCGAACCACUCCUUAUGGACGUCGCAUCCAGGCCAAGAUCUCUGCCUUUGACAACCGCGGCAGCGCUGCCUCCAGUGGUCAAGCCACCCCGGCUGAUAACACUCAGGGACAGAUUCCUCUGCGACCGGGCCACUCUCGAGGCUUGUCUGGCAGCGCUGGUCCUAUGGCUCAAACUAAUGGCAUCACCAACGGAGGACUUCCUGGCUUGGGAAACCAGGGCAUCCGCCAGAACAUGCCCGCGUACCCUGGGAGCUCUGCUUUGACUGUUCCUGCUCCAGCCACCGCCGGUGGUCCGGUGCAGCCGCCUCAGUUUGGGCAAAGAGCCCCUGGCAAUUUCUCUCCCUCGCGCUCUACCAACGGCAGUGGCAGUGUCAACGGCAAUGGUAACUCCAAUGGCAACCCGGUCGAGAAUGGCGAGGCGCACUGGGUGUAA